GUGUGACAUCUGUUGUAUUACCUUUCGUACUCAUCGGGGCUUACUGCGCCAUAAUGCAGUUAUCCACAAGCAGCUUCCCAGAGAUCCCAUGGGAAAGCCUUUCAUUCAGAACAACCCUUCAAUUCCGGCAGGCUUCCACGACUUGGGAUUCACGGACUUCUCCUGUAGGAAGUUCCCCCGCAUUUCUCAGGUCUGGUGUGAAACAAAUCUGCGAAGGUGCAUCAGUGACUUCCAUCGAUUUAUUUGCGAGACGUGUAACAAGGCAUUCCCCAUGCUUUCGGCACUCAAACUGCACACAGAAACUCACGUGGUGGAUCAGGGAAAAGAUAAGCACAAGCCACAGUCCACGACCCCACCCGUCGAGAACCCAGACCAGAAAGCCUUCAUGGCAUCCUUGGGCCUACAGUACACCAAAGACAUCAAGCCUGUCAAGCAGGAGGACAAUACACAAGAUGAGGUCCAAGAAAUACGGCUCAGAGCACUGAAGAGUAACCUACCUCAGGAACCCGGCAGCACCGGUCUGCUCAGCCUCUCUCCUUUGGAAGCUGCCUCUAUGGGAGGGUCAUUUUCAGUCCUUCCCCCUACAAAAGAAAACAUAAAGCUCCUCUCGCUGCAGCCUUUCCAGAAGGGUUUUAUCAUCCAGCCUGACAGCAGUAUUGUGGUAAAACCCAUCUCCAACGAGUCUGCCAUUGAGCUGGCAGACAUUCAGCAGAUCUUGAAGAUGGCUUCUUCUGCUCCUCCUCAAAUCAGUCUUCCUCCACUUUCUAAGGCACCUUCUGUCCCUGUGCAGUCCAUUUUCAAGCAUAUGCCGCCACUGAAGCCAAAGCCUUUGGUAACGCCCCGAACAGUCGUCGCAACCUCUACACCUCCUCCUCUUAUCAGUGCCCAGCAAGCCUCCCCUGGCUGCAUCAGCCCAAGCCUCCCACCUCCCCCUCUGAGGCUGAUCAAGAACUCAGUGGAGUCCUCCUCCAACUCUCACCUCCCCCAGCCAGGAGGCAAAUCGAGUCCUUCCUCGCAGUCGCUCCUCCAACCCAAAGUAGAGCCUUUAACUCAGCACGAGAUGAAGACACAGCUGGAGCAGGACAGCAUCAUCGAAGCUCUCUUGCCUCUGAGCAUGGAAGCCAAGAUCAAGCAAGAGGUGACAGAAGGGGACCUCAAAGCCAUCAUCGCCGGGGCAGCAAACAAGAAAGCCCCAACCAUGAGGAAAGUUUUGUACCCUUGCCGUUUCUGUGACCAGGUGUUCGCCUUCUCUGGUGUCCUGAGAGCUCACAUCCGUUCUCACUUGGGUAUUUCACCAUACCAGUGCAACAUCUGUGACUACAUCGCAGCUGACAAGGCAGCACUGAUCCGGCACCUGCGGACACACAGCGGGGAGAGGCCUUACAUCUGUAAAAUCUGCCACUACCCAUUCACAGUCAAAGCCAAUUGUGAGAGGCACCUGCGAAAGAAGCACCUCAAAGUGACCAGGAAGGAUAUAGAGAAGAAUAUCGAGUAUGUCACCAGCAAUGCCGCAGAGAUGGUGGAUGCCUUCUGCUCCCCAGACACCGUAUGCAAGCUAUGUGGCGAGGACCUGAAGCAUUACCGGGCCCUCCGCAUUCACAUGAGGACGCACAGUGGCUGCCAGAAGAAGAAGCCAUUUGAGUGCAAGGAGUGUGGCACAGCCUUUUCGGCCAAGAGAAAUUGCAUUCACCAUAUCCUCAAGCAGCACUUGCACGUACAAGAAAGGGAGAUUGAGAAUUACAUCUUAGCAGUGGACUGCAGUGCCCAGGAAAGCCAGACAGAUGCUCCUUUAUUGGAAGACAGCACUUAUAUGGACCGCAAGUCCCUGACACCUUUCCUGGAGCCACAAAAUGGCUUCCUGCUUGGGACGUCGUCUCAUGUUCCCAUCAAACUUGAACCUACGGGCAACUUCCCGAUGGAUUUUGACGAGCCAUUAGAUUUCUCUCAGAAGAACAAAAACCUGAAUGCUGUGCAAGUGAAGCAGGAGAACCUGUUUGGCUCUUCUCCCCUGUCCCUCUAUGACUGUUCCAUGGAGCCCAUCGACCUGUCCAUCCCCAAAGCCCUGAAGAAGGAUAAAGAUGAUGUCCCAUGUGAAGCCAGAAAUCAAGAGUUGGCUGCUUCUGGGAACAGUGAUAAAGCCUAUAACUGUCUGCAGUGUCCUUUGGGUUUUGGUGCCAAUGGGAACUCAGAGAAAAGCAGGGCUGUUGGACAUUCCCAGCCACCAAAAGGUUCGUUGCAUUUGACUGUCCCGAUCAUUUCCCCGGCUCUCCUUGGCAAUUCUGCCUUGCUGAGACCCUUGAGGCCUAAACCACCACCACCACCUCUCUUGCCAAAGCCUCCAGUAACUAAAGAUCUGCCACCGUUGGCUUCCAUUGCACAGAUCAUUUCAUCUGUGUCUUCUGCUCCCGCUUUGCUGAAAACGGAGGCUGCAGACGCCAGUCCCAAGGCAGCAAGCAGCUCCACUGGGUGUGACAAAUCAGGGAAUGCCAAAGCAAAAGUGACAAUCGUGACCGCCGUUCAGAGAGACUCCAGCCUGCCCAGUGACCUGACUCAGGCGUGUGAUCCAGAGCAGUCUCCCAUUGCCGAUGCUGGGUUGACUAAGAAAAGAGGUAGAAAGAAAGGAACGAAAAAUAAGCCUAAACUUAGCAGCAGUGUGGAUCUGGAGUCAAGUGGGGAGUUUGCUAGCAUAGAGAAGAUGCUGGCUACCACAGACACUAAUAAAUUUAGCCCGUUUCUGCAGUCCACUGACAAUUUCAAGGAAGAAAGCAGCAGAAAUGGAACAAGUGAGGACGAGAAGGAAACUGCUGAAGAUAAGCUGCUGAGAGGGAAGAGGAACACUUACUCAGACUGCCUGCAAAAUAUCCCCUGUCCUUACCGUCCUCGAGUCUUUCCAUGGGCAAAUUCCCUGCAGCGGCACAUGCUCACUCACACAGACAGCCAGUCUGAUGCGGAGACACUAGCUACAGGAAACGAAGUCUUGGACCUGACCUCCUGCGAGAAGGAACAGCCAGAGGAAAUAACAGAGUUACCAGAGAGUGAGUGCGGCCCCAAGGAGGAGCAGAAGGCUGACUCCCCUCCGGCAGAAGAGGAUGCCGAAGAAAAAGCGGAUGGAUAUGAAGAGGGCCCUGAGGAAGAUUCUGUAAGUAACAAAAGUCUUGACCUCAAUUUUGCCAGCAAAUUAAUGGACUUCAAGCUGGCAGAGAGUGACCAGAGUGCAGGCAGCAGUUCUCAGACUGAAAGGAAACAUGCCUGUGACAUUUGUGGCAAAACCUUCAAGUUUGCUGGCACUCUUAGCCGUCACAAAAAGGCCCACACUCGUGAGGACAGAAAGGAUGAAAGGAGCAGUGAGGAUGAAAGCAAAAGCGUUCAGGAUGAUGCAGGAGCUCCCUCGAUGCAGGACUCUGGUCUUGAGCAGGAAGAGUCUCCGAUGGACUUGAAGGUAGUGGAGUCUCCUGUGGACUGUGAGGCAACAGGAAAGGAGAAUGAAGAGAGCGAAAGCAUCUCUGAGGGGGAAGGCACAGAGAGAAAGUCCACUGAGAAGAGCAGUGAUGACAAAAAACCAAAGACUGAUGGGGCUAAGAGUACUGCAAAAGCAGACAAAAGAAAGAAAGUCUGUACUGUGUGCAACAAGCGUUUCUGGUCUCUGCAAGAUCUGACGCGACAUAUGCGGUCUCAUACAGGUGAGAGACCGUACAAAUGUCAAACCUGUGAACGGACCUUCACUCUGAAACACAGCCUGGUUCGUCACCAGCGCAUACACCAGAAAGUCAAAAAUGCUCGAAACCAUGGAAAGGAGAGCGACAAGGAGGAGACCCAGUCGAGGUGUGGAGAAGACAGCGAAAAUGAGUCUAGCCACAGUGGCACCAACCCCAUCUCAGAAAACGAGUGUGACUCCACGGGGGUCGUCGGUAGCCAUACGUCCCUCACGGGAAGCCGAAAAGAGUUCCAGGCCGGCACGGCCAAGGACUCCCCCAGCAGAGAGGAGAGGUCGAGUGGGCGAGGAGCCAGCACCUGCCUUGCCGAGCCCACCAAGAGCGCACAGAAACAGACCGCAAAAGACCAGGAACCUCGGGGUAGCUCCGAGCACGAGAGGCCCUCAGGUUUCAUUCAAGACUUGCUGGAGAUGCACAACAAAAAGUCUCCCAUGAAUCACAUCCUUGCCUCUGCAGACAGUGCGCCUCAGCUCUUGGGGGUUGAGUAACUGGCUAGGAGGUCGGACCCAUCCCAGCACGCAAACUGAAGCCAGCAGAGCAAGGUUUCUGGAGUCUUUGGUUUUGGAAGAGUGACCUACAGCUGUGGGGAGAGUAUGGCAGACUGGAUGCGGUGCCAUAUGCCUUUCACUAUAAUAAUGCAAGAGACUACAGUAUAUACUGAUUUGAGUGCCUUACUACUUUAUUAGAUCUUUUGGUAUCAUAGAUUUUUUUUCAAAAAUGAUUUUUUUUUUAAUAUUUUAAUGAAUUAUUUGGAGAGGACCUUUUUCAUUUAAGCAUUAAUGUUACCUUUUGUAUUGGUGUGCGUGAGCUUGUUCUUGUAUAUCUGUGAUAGUCGCUGUGUUUGUUCUCUGAGCUGGAAAUGGGGGCAGUGGGGUGGGAGGCCCUUGGAUACCACAGCCAAUAACUGGAAGAAAAAUUAUGUGAAUUUCAUAUGAAAUAGUCAGAGGAGAUGCAGAUGAGAUGUUGAUUUAUUGUUUUUUCUCAGUAGAUGUUCUUGCAUUUGCCACACGGUGGAGCAUUAAGCCUGUUCCAGGCCUGAACAACGUGGCAGUUGAAGGUGUUCAGAGUGGUUCAAGCCAAAAGCAGGAAACACGACGAAUUUCAACCUCACGCUUGUUGCCACUUUUCAGCGUUAGAGAUGGUCUUGUAGUUCCUAGGAGGAUUUUCUGGCCAUCGUGGAAUGAGCGUGUAUGCAGAGAAGAGUUACAUAGCAUCGUAACCUAUGGAAAUUAUGCACCCGCUGUUAUAUAUGUUUGAUUUGCUUCAGUAUAUUAUUAUU
This is a messenger RNA of Balearica regulorum gibbericeps (East African grey crowned-crane), 4992 nucleotides long. The record is from RefSeq and is a predicted model, not a curated record. NCBI's taxonomy places the organism in Eukaryota, Metazoa, Chordata, Aves, Gruiformes, Gruidae.